Molecule: messenger RNA, 1252 nt
Organism: Phanerochaete carnosa HHB-10118-sp
Lineage: Eukaryota; Fungi; Basidiomycota; Agaricomycetes; Polyporales; Phanerochaetaceae
Exons: 9
Coding region: 40-1164 (374 amino acids)
Cellular component (GO): cytosol
Molecular function (GO): hydroxypyruvate reductase [NAD(P)H] activity; glyoxylate reductase (NADPH) activity; NAD binding
Source: RefSeq, a predicted model, not a curated record
GCCACCAUCUCAGUCGCAGUCACGCACAAACCGCCGACUAUGUCCUUUUCAGACGCCGCUGGGUCCUUACAUUCUAGUAUCGCGUCAGCCAGCGAGAGACUGACACUGGUGGAAUCGCACUUCAGGUUCGGGAAGAGGAUGAAGGUGGUCGUGUCGAGGAAUCUGGGUCCGGACGUUAUGCCUCUUCUGCAGGAAAGAAAAGAGCUCGAGCUUGUGGUAUGGCCCGAAGAUAGACCCUGCGAGCGCAAAUGGCUCCUUGAGAACAUCCCGGGAGCCAUUGGUGUCGUCGUGAUGCUGUCCGAGAAGAUGGACCAAGAAGCUUACGACACAGCGGGACCAAGUCUCCGGGUGAUUUCGACUAUGUCUGUGGGAUACGAGCACAUAGAUCUUCAGCUUGCAGCCCAGCGUAAUAUCAAGAUUGGAUAUACUCCAGACGUUCUGACCGACGCUGUCGCAGAUAUAUCGGUUAUGCUAGCUCUCAUGGCUGGUCGCAAUGUCAGAGAGACUACGGAGCUGGUUGGGCGCGGCGAUUGGCCGAAAACUGCCUGGGCCCCCUUUGGCUUUUGUGGCCCUCAGUUGAGCGCAAAUUGGAUACAUAACACCCGUACUGCGGGCUUCAUCGGCUUCGGUCGCAUCUCUCAGGCCACACUAACGCGGUUGAUCCCUUUCGGUUUCACCAACUGCGUCUACAUGUCGAACCCUUCGUCCAAGCCGAAUCCCGAGGCGGACGCCGAAACCGCCCGGAGAUACAACCUGCGGUCGGUCAGGCGCGUCGGCUUGGACGAGCUCGCGGCGGAGAGCGAUGUCGUUUUCGUGCUUGCCCCAGGUGGCGCCAGCACAUAUCACAUCGUGAACGAGGAUUUCCUGCGAAAGAUGAAGGAGACGGCUGUGCUGGUGAACACCGCUCGCGGGACGCUCGUCGAUUCGGACGCCCUCGCAAAGGCGCUCAGGGAGAAGUGGAUUUGGGGUGCUGGUAUAGACGUCGUAGAAGGCGAGCCCAGCGUAGGACUCGACCACCCACUCGUCAAGGAACCUCGAUGCGUAGUGCUCCCGCAUAUCGGAAGCGCUACGAUAGAAACGCGUCUGGGUAUGGCGACUACCGCUGCGAAGAACCUCCUCGGAGCGCUCUUCGAUGAGCCCAUGCCUGCGGAGCUGAAGAGAUGACUUUAUUCGUGAUGGCGUUGCAUCGCAAACGCUAAGCUAUUUUACAUAGUCGUGUCACUCCGUCAGCAUUCAUGUCAUGCAAUGUACC